AAAUUAAGCGGGAACUAUAUAAUAAGCACACGGAAAACAACUCGAGAACGAAAAGUGGAGAAAUAGGUGCGAGUCGUGCGACUCCGCAAAAUCCUUAAAUCAAAGAAUUGGACUUUAAAGUUCAAACAACUGAACAGUGUUUUUUCGAGAGAGCAAAAAGAAAAAGGAAAAAAAUGAAAGUGAAGGUGUCUCUGAAAUUGUGUUAGACAUGAUAGAGAAAGGAAAGGAUAUGAGUGAGAAGGAGGACGAGGAAUGUUUAGUGAUGGGUUUAGGGAAACAAAAGAAAAUAUUGAGUUUUGAUUUGAAUGUAGAAGCUGAAGAGUCUUUUUCUGAAUUAGGGUUUCAAGAUACUGCUCAUCAGAUAAUGGGUUUUGAAUCUGAUUUUGAUUUUUGUGGUACAGGUAGCAGUUCUACCUGUCCACGUGUUGAAUUGACUAAGAGAAGAAAAUACACUAUUGAAGAAAAGGCCAAGGGUAAAGUUGAUGAUUAUGAUGAUAAUAGUGUACUGAAACUUGAUCUUGAUCUUAAUUUGUCUUUGGGGGUAUUUGGGAUGUCAAAUUCAGAACCUGUAGAGAAAAUUGUUCAGAUAGAGGAACUUGAUGUGCCUAGAGAAGCUGCGGAGGUAGUCAAUCAAGAACCAAGCAGAAAGCAACGUUCUAUUGCAAAAACUGUUGCAGAGAGAUUUGCACAUCCUGAACAACAGCACAAGGAAGGGAUUAAAAGGAAAUUGAGCGAAGUUGAUAAGGAAUCAGAUGAUUUUCAAAGUCCUUUUUCGCUUGCAAUGAAACUAGUCAAGAAGAGGAAUUUAAGUCAAAAUCUUAAUAAAAAGUCUUUACUUGGUUUAUCCGACUCUUUGAUCAAAUGGGUGCCUACAGAAAAUAGUGUUUCUAACCGCAAUGUGCCUAACCUGGUGGACCUUUGCCUCAGUGUUCUUGCUGUGAACGCCGGUAAAAUUGUGUCACUUGAAAAUGUUCCAGAUAAUUUGAGACAUAAACUCAGUAAAAUGGUCAGUAGUUGCAGAAAAAUGGAUGCAUACUUUGUUGGACUUCUGGCAAGGGACUCUCCAACUGAGAUUCGUGUGUGGGAUACCUCACAGUUGACAGAAGAUGACUGUACCAAUAUCUUUUGUUCUUGUGAUACCGUAAACUUGAAAGUGCUACAGCUUGAUCUUUGCGGUCUAUGUAUGCCUGAAUAUGUAUUGGAUCGCAUUUUAGCUGGGCCUUUAUGUAGACUUAAUAAAUUAGUCACCAUAUCUCUAAAAGGUGCACAUCGUUUAUCAGAUGCUGGGCUAAAUGCACUCACAAAGUCUGCACCUGGAUUACUAUCUAUAAAUCUGAGUCAGUGCGCUCUUCUCACCUCUGAUGGUAUCAACAAUCUAGCUACUCAUAUGGAAUCUACUCUAAGGGAACUGUAUAUAGAUGAUUGUCAGACCAUAAAUGUCAUGCUUAUUUUACCUGCACUGAAGAAAUUCAAGCAUCUAGAAGUAUUGUCAGUAGCAGGCAUUCCGACUGUUAGGGAUGAUUUUGUCAUUGGACUGGUCGAAGCAUGCGGCAUGAAUAUGAAGGAGCUUGUUUUGGCUAAUUGUUUGGAUUUGACUGAUAAAUCACUUAAUUUUGUGGGAAAAACUUGUCCCAAAUUGUGUGCUCUUGACCUUUCACACUUGCAGAAUUUAACAGAUUCAGCAUUACAAUAUCUAGCCAACGGUUGCCGAUCAAUUUGUAAACUCAAACUUUGCCGCAAUGAUUUCAGCGAUGAAGCUAUUGCUGCCUUCUUGGAAGCAUCUGGAAUGUCCUUAAUUGAGCUUUCACUGAAUAAGAUCAGUAAGGUUGAUAUUAACACUGCCUUAUCAAUUGCUAAAUGUUUGAGAAACUUGUCGAGUUUGGAUUUAUCAUGGUGCCGGAAAUUAACGGAUAAGGCCCUGGGACUGAUUGUUGACAGUUGCUCAUCAUUGAAGGUGCUCAAACUCUUUGGUUGCACACAGGUUACGGAUGUGUUUCUAAAAGGCCAUUCCAACUCUCAGGUGCACAUCAUUGGAUGUAAAGCAGCACCGUUUUUGAAACAUCUGGAUCCACUCGGAUAUCAAGAAUCUCCGUUACAGUACUCUCCGCUGGUCACAUAUUGUUGAUUUGCACAUUGGAGGUUCCCUAGAUUAUUUUGCUGAAGUACUACUUAAAUCGCUGCUGUACAGAGCAUCCCAUUUUCUUUUUAUAAGAGCCAUGCUCGAUUCUUGACCCAUACAACACCAAAAACUCGCCAACAAUAACUUUAACUAAAAGCCUUCAGUUCUUUGGAAGACAUUCCCAUGCCAAUUUUUAUACCAACCCAAGCUGGAAUAUAUAUGCAUUUGCUUACAUCGCCUAUUGUUUUGUCUUUUGCUUAUGUAUUAAUAGGAUGCAUCCGAAAAUUGUAUAGGCAGGAGGAAACCUGGACAGUUGAAAUUAUCCAAUCAAAGAGAAAAAUUAAAUAUA
This is a messenger RNA of Ricinus communis (castor bean), 2468 nucleotides long. Its product is annotated as SCF E3 ubiquitin ligase complex F-box protein grrA. Lineage: Eukaryota; Viridiplantae; Streptophyta; Magnoliopsida; Malpighiales; Euphorbiaceae. The transcript has 6 exons. Gene Ontology annotation, cellular component: SCF ubiquitin ligase complex. The record is from RefSeq and is a predicted model, not a curated record. Bases 209 to 2125 code for a protein of 638 amino acids. Gene Ontology annotation, biological process: SCF-dependent proteasomal ubiquitin-dependent protein catabolic process.